Molecule: messenger RNA, 3223 nt
Organism: Aedes albopictus (Asian tiger mosquito)
Lineage: Eukaryota; Metazoa; Arthropoda; Insecta; Diptera; Culicidae
Exons: 1
Coding region: 1-2208 (735 amino acids)
Molecular function (GO): nucleic acid binding; zinc ion binding
Source: RefSeq, a predicted model, not a curated record
AUGGAUCUGAACCAGCUGACCCCGGAGGAGAUUGAUUUCGAGCUCCUGUUACGGAACACGACGGGGAUUCGAGGAAAGAACUUGGAAUGGAAGAUUUCGCGGCUGCAACAGCUGCUGGACAGUGAGCAGGAUGGAUCACCAGCACCAAGGUAUUCAUCGCAUGUGGUUUCGGACAUGGACAGCAUUUACCACUGCCAAACAACAAUUUCGCCGAUUUUCUACGCUCUCAAUGCAGCUUUUAAGCAGCAAAAUGAAGCACAGGUGACUUCGUUGCGAUCGAGACUACUGCACUACAAAUUCAGGCUCUCGCUUAUAACCGAAGCCACGAUUUUGGACGAAGCCAAAAAAUCGUUGACAAAGAUUUGCAACGCUCUGCACCAAAUUGACGAGUUCCUGAACGACAAAAACAUAGAACACCAGAGCGACACAAAGAAUCCGGAUGAUCUUCCAAGCGACCCGGAGACACUGAAGCGGCUAAAGAUCGCACAGCUGCAAUCGAGCAUCGACGAGGCAGAUAAGCAGCAAAAGGUGUUACAACAAGAGCUUCAACGAACGAUACAGGAUGGGCAGAUUCCUCAGCGAUCACCAGAUCAGGACAACGUGUUUUCGACGCUGCAGCAACAACAACAAUCUCACAUGCAACAACAGAACCCGAAUCCAACAAAAUCACAGCAGCAACACGGUUUGACUCAGCAAUAUUCGCAAGAGAUUCUCGAUCCGCUUCAGCAUCCAACACUCUCAGGACAACAUCAACAGCAGCAAACAGAACAAUCACAACAGCGAGGUUUCCAACCAGAGCAGCGCCUACAUUUGUUGCUGAAUCAAAUGCAGUUGCAGCAACAACAACUAGAACAACAGCUGCGGCAGGAGCAGCAGAGGCGGCAGCAGCUGGAAUGGCAGUUACAACACCAACAGCACCAACAAAGCGUGGCAGCAGUGCAACAGCAGGCGAACUAUGCGCCAAACUAUACCUAUGGAUCCAUUUCGGGAUACUGGGGUCCUCAAAACCAGAGAGAGUCUGGAAUAGCCCAGGAACCACAACGAUCCGGCCUUACUCCACCGGUAGGAGUUCCGUCCAGACCCAACACACCCAGAUCAUCCAAUCAACCGGCCAAUUCUAAUCGAUUCUUACAACCAGUGCACAAAUGGCCUUUUGAAUACGCCGGCGAGAACAACAUAGUAAAGCUGGGAGAGUUCUUAAAUCAAGUAAACACUUACGCGGUCACAGAGGGCAUGGACGAUCAAGCCCUGCUUCGUUCCAUCAAGCAUUUACUGAAGGGUCGGGCUCUUCAGUGGUACACGCGGUCAUACCUCGACCUUACGACAUGGGAGAUCUUUAAGGCUGAAAUCAAACAAGAGUUUCUGCCUCCCAACUACUCCGAGAUUGUAAAACAGGAUCUGUACUUGCGUUUCCAAGGUCCAAACGAACCCUUUACGAACUUCUACAGAGAUCUAGUAGCGGCCUUCGAGAUCAUAGAUCCUCCAAUAACUGAAUCCGAGAAAUUGUUUAUCUUGAAAUCCCACCUGAACUCAGACUUCUCACCAAUCGCUUCAGCAUCCCGCUCUGGCAGCGUGCGAGAAUUAGUAUCAGUUUGCAAGGAUUUUGAAGUCUCACGCUCCUAUGCCAUACGGGGACGUGCUUCUACAGCAGCGCGAACACCAGGCUCUCGACCGGAAGUCUCAGCGUUUCAGCGACCAGCACCUAAUCGAAUCGAUCGCAAUCCAGUCAACAACGUGAAUCGCUUCCCCAUGAACAGACAACCGUUUGGGAUAGCGCAAGUCAACAUGAUGGAGCUGAACCAAGACAACGAGGAAGAUCUGGAUUUGGGAAACAUCAGAGAGCGAGAGGCAUUCCAACAGGACAUUGCUCUUCGAAAUGAAUUGGCAAUGAAUGUGGUUGAAGAAGUGAACGCAAUGCGAACACAAAACGACUGGAGAGCAAGGCCAGCGGACAACAUUUUGGAGGUUCCAGUAAGAGAAAGCAGCAACAGAGACUUGGCGACGGCGGUCGUAUGCUGGCAAUGUGAUAAUCCCGGUCACACCUACCUAAGAUGCCCAAAUCCAAAGCGUUUCCUAUUCUGUUAUAGCUGUGGAAAGAAGGGUUGCACCACACGCAAUUGUGAUGCCUGCAUCCUUCGCUGGAGGCAGUUGGAGACACAGAACGCCCCUCAGGUUCCGGGAAACCGAAACUGGGAGAACCCGCAGUAAAGGGUGAGGGAUCUCCCAAUAUUGCAGACGUCCCUUUGCUUAACAACAUACCCGCCUUCAGAAAGGCGGAUUCUAUCAUCAUAAACACAGACAACAAUGACAACCGGCCAUAUGCUUCAAUUUCUGUAUUAGGACGUGAGCUACGAGGACUCCUAGAUAGUGGUGCAACUUGCAGUCUUAUUGGAGGGCCACUCUCCAAAAUUGCCGACGAACUCGGGUUGCGUAAAUUUCCAGUUGUAGGAGAAGUGAAAACAGCAGAUAAUUCACCACAUGCAGUCUCGUUCUACUCACACGUGCCGAUCGCGUAUAACAACAAGAACCGUACGUUGCCAAUGCUUUUCGUCGAAUCUAUGCCGCCCAUACUGAUUUUGGGAAUGGAUUUCUGGGAGAAGUUUGGGAUAAAACCGGUUAUCUGCGGAAUCACGAGUGACUGGAGUUCAAAAGAAUCGAUAGUAGAAACUUUAACAAACCAUCAACAAGAGGAGUUACAGACAGCAAUCCAGGCUUUUCCAACAUCAGGGAACCAAGGUCAGCUAGGCAGAACGAGCCUUUAUCACCACAAAAUCGACACCGGCGAUGCUGCUCCGUUCAAGCAAAAAUACUACCCCAUGUCAAAGUUUGUCCUAGAUGAUCUAAAUAAAGAAGUAGACAGAAUGUUGCAGCUGGGAGUAAUCGAAGAGGCACUGUGUUGCCCGUGGAAUAAUGCCACAGUGGCAGUUAAGAAGAAGGACGGGGCCAUGCGGCUAUGCUUGGACGCCAGAAGGUUAAAUUCGGUACUAGUCCAGGAAGCGUACCCCAUUCCACAAAUCGCUUCUAUCGUCAACAACCUAAGCGGAUCAAGGUUCCUUUCUUCGAUCGAUCUUGAAUCAGCAUUUUGGCAGAUACCUUUAGAAGAAGGAUCGAAGCAAAAGACGGCAUUCACAAUUCCUCAACGUGGUCAUUACCAAUUUACAGUUGUCCCUUUUGGACUGUCGACGGCCAGUCAGGCUCUAUCGCGCCUAAUGAACCAUUUGUU